AUGGGAAACUGUUUCUCCGACCCGUCUCACCAACCUUCCAAAGGACAGGGCCAAGGACAGAAACUCGGUUCCGGUCCUACACCCUCUCAACAGCAGAAAACGCAGACGAAGAGUACCAUCAGAUCACCUACGAAUCAUGAACCACCUAGAACGCUGGGAGGUGGUAGCGUAAGUGGAAGUGGGGAUAUAGCAGAUCCGAGGGAAAGGGCUUUGAAAGCUGCUGAAGAGAGAGCGAAAGCUUCUCAGAACAAAGGUGUCAACACGUCUAAUCCGAAAGCGGGACAAUUAUCUGCCAAGUUAGCUGCUGAAAAUAGGAGUAAGAGUACUUCGAAUAAUGCAAAUGAUCAACGGAUGAUGGAUCGAGGUGAAUGGAAUUAA
Kwoniella botswanensis is the source of this 378-nucleotide messenger RNA. RefSeq lists its product as uncharacterized. Lineage: Eukaryota; Fungi; Basidiomycota; Tremellomycetes; Tremellales; Cryptococcaceae. The transcript has 3 exons. The record is from RefSeq and is a predicted model, not a curated record. The coding region runs from base 1 to 378 and encodes 125 amino acids.